UUCAACUUCCUGUUCACAGUGAAUUUAUUUACGUCCAUCACGCAACCAAUCGAAUGCUGCCGGGGGCGCGACCAAUAAAAACAGCCGAUGUGAACGCGUAGGACGAAAAUAAGUUGCGUCAAGGUGGCGGAAACGAACAGGGGAAGUGAAGAAGUUGUGGGAUGUCAGUCUAAAAUGACGCAGCUCACACAUUGUUGGUGUGAAGCAGGAAGUGGACGAUGAGGGUUUUAUUUUGACAGGUGUGACCGGAAGUGCAGUGGGUGUACUCCCCUGGAUUUGACAGGUGCUAAAAGGAGCAGGAUGUAACGGUGCAGGAAUCGGACUCGCUCCGAACCAUACAGCCGUCAGGAGUCCGUCUCUGGGUUCAUGUCGACGCGGAGGGUCGGCCUCGGGUGAUGGCUAAUGUAAGCACCGUCGGCAGGGACCACUAACGGUUAAACAACAUGUCCAACAUCCUCGAUGCGGCGGCCAGAGUCAAAUGGGACCGCACGGCUGCGGCCAAGCGAGCCGUGUUUCUCGCCGCUGCCGCUUACGGCAUCAAAACACUGUACCCCAUCAUCUGCAGGCAACUGAGCAAAGGAACCGAUCCCGGGAAGAGCCGGCUCUCCAAGGCGGAGAACGGAUCGACGUGUUCGGGAAACGAGCAGCCGGAUACAGUGGAUCUCGGGAAGACAUCGCCGGGGGUGAACGCGGCGUUUUUCAAGCAGAUCCUCGAACUUGGUAAAAUACUCUUCCCUAAGCUCGUCUCGAAAGAGCUGGCUCUUCUUUCUCUACACUCGGUGGCGCUGGUGUCCAGGACGUUUCUGUCCAUAUACGUGGCGAGCCUAGACGGUAAGAUUGUGAAAACCAUCGUGGAGAAGAAGCCCCGGAGAUUCAUCCUGCAGCUGAUCAAAUGGCUCCUCAUCGCCAUCCCGGCCACGUUCGUCAACAGCGCCAUCCGGUUCCUUGAGUGCAAGCUGGCUCUGGCCUUCCGCACCCGGCUGGUGAACCAUGCCUAUCGGACCUACUUCACCGACCAGACCUACUACAGAGUCAGCAACAUGGACGGGAGGCUGGCCAAUCCGGACCAGUCCCUCACCGAGGACGUGAUGAUGUUCUCCCAGUCGGUGGCUCACCUCUACUCCAACCUCACCAAGCCCAUCUUGGAUGUGGUGCUCACCUCCUACACGCUGAUCCAGACUGCCAGGUCCCGGGGGGCCAACGCCACCGGGCCGACCCUGCUGGCCGGGCUGGUGGUGUUCGCCACUGCAAAGGUGCUGCGCGCCUGCUCGCCCAAGUUCGGUAAGCUGGUGGCCGAGGAGGCUCACAGGAAGGGCUACCUGCGCUACGUGCACUCCAGGAUCAUCGCGAAUGCUGAGGAGAUCGCUUUCUACAGGGGUCACAAGGUGGAGAUGCGUCAGCUGCAGAAGUGCUACCGGGCUCUGGCCGACCAGAUGAACCUGAUCCUCUCCAAGCGUCUCUGGUAUAUCAUGAUCGAGCAGUUCCUCAUGAAGUAUGUGUGGAGCAGCAGCGGCCUCGUCAUGGUCGCCGUGCCCAUCAUCACAGCCACCGGCUUCGCUGACAAUGAAACAGCCGAUGGUCAGACGCAUGUGAUGGUGAGUGAGAGGACGGAGGCUUUCACCACGGCGCGUAACCUCUUGGCCUCAGGGGCCGAUGCCAUCGAGAGGAUCAUGUCCUCCUACAAAGAGGUCACCGAGUUGGCAGGCUACACCGCACGGGUCCACAACAUGUUCGAGGUGUUCGAGGAUGUCCAGAGGGGGGUUUACAAGCGCUCCUCGCUAUCGUCCACAACGGGAGCAGAGAAAAAGAGCAAGCCUGAGAUGCACAUAGAUGGACCACUGGAGAUAAAGGGUGAAGUAAUAGAUGUGGACCAAGGCAUUGUGUGUGAAAAUGUACCAAUCAUCACACCCAACGGGGAUGUCGUAGUGUCUUGCUUGAAUUUUAAGGUGGAGGAGGCCAUGCACUUAUUGAUCACGGGGCCUAACGGCUGCGGGAAGAGCUCUCUAUUCAGGAUCCUCAGCGGCCUGUGGCCGGUUUACGGCGGCCGACUACACAAACCAUCUCCUCAGCAUAUGUUCUACAUACCUCAGAGGCCCUACAUGUCCAUGGGUUCACUGCGGGACCAGGUGAUCUACCCAGACUCCGUGGAGGACAUGGCUGCCAGGGGCAUGACUGACAAAGACAUAGAGGCCAUCUUGGACAUCGUCAACCUCAACCAGAUUGUCACCAGAGAGGGAGGCUGGGAUGCUGAGCUGGACUGGAAAGAUGUGCUGUCAGGGGGCGAGAAGCAGAGGAUGGGCAUGGCUCGCAUGUUUUACCACAGGCCUAAAUAUGCCCUGCUGGAUGAGUGCACCAGCGCUGUGAGCAUUGACGUGGAGGGAAAGAUUUUCCAGGCUGCCAAGGACUCCGGCAUCUCCCUGCUCUCCAUCACGCACAGACCCUCCCUGUGGAAGUACCACACCCACCUGCUGCAGUUUGACGGCGAGGGAGGCUGGCGCUUCGAGCAGCUGGACACAGCGACACGCCUCACCCUCACCGAGGAGAAGCAGCGGCUGGAGUCGCAGCUGGCCGGCAUUCCCAAGAUGCAGCACCGGCUCAACGAGCUCUGCAAGAUCCUGGGAGACGACUCUGUCCUUAAAACAGCCGAGGAGUGAGAGAGUGAGAGAAAUGAGAGGGGGGAGGCAGGGGCCCAGAGGGGACAAAGACAAGAGGGUGGGAGCAGAAGAAGAAGUGGAGGGAGACGGCGAGAGGAGAGUGUGGGAGAUGGAGAGGCAAUGAAAGAAAAAAGAAAUCUGGAGGGGGUUGCUUAGUGUUUUUUUUUGCUUGUUAGGUUUUUCUCUUUAGCUCCGAGCCCCUUCUGACAAAGCAGGGGGGCUUUUAAUGCCAACUCCUCUUUCAGCUCUCAGCUCUCCCUCUUCUUCUUUUUCAUCGUUCCACUCAGAGAAGUGGAAGUGGAAGGGGGGGGGGGUGGUUGUUGAAGCAGAUUCAUGAUGGUUUUAGCCUAUAUAUAUAUACACAUCAACUGCAAGAUGAUUUAGCAGAACGGCCACAUCUAAGUUUGUUUUACAGCACUUUACUCUGCUUCUAGAGGGCUUUUGUGUUUGUUGUGGUCGCUCGCUGUGAAAUAAGUUGAUCGCUUUUUAGCUGGAAACGUUUUACCAUAGAGCCACUAAAUGAUGUCCGAAGCAGUAUUCCAAUCUACGCCCAGUGCGCCGGGCUCUGCAGGAUCCACGUUUGUUUUUACUUCCGGUAGAUUUUUAGCUUUUACCGAAUUUAAUGUGACCUCUUUGUUGGCGAGGGGUUCACAAGAGACUGUCCUUAGAAAUGUCACAAUUUGCCUUUGCUUGGUUUGUGUGACAUCAUUUUAGCCCCUGGUAACUUAACAUACGAGACCCCCUGAACUACUCGCAUAGGCUCAGUUGCAACCUUACACAAGGCCAGCAAAGAAAAAAAGAGGUCUGUUGAUAGAGCGAUUACUGACGCAGCUCUGACUCCAAAACUAUAGCUCUGUGGUUUAUUGAACAAAGGGCAGAAGAGGUCCCUCUUCGAAUGAGGAGGAGCAGGUAUUCUGCUGUGAACACUCACACAAAACACCGCACGUGAGCAGGUAGCCUUUCAGACAGUGUAAGUGUCAGAUGCACAUACAAGCACUGGCCACCUGUUGAAGUUCACCCUCCUCCUCCUCCUCCUCCUCCUCCUCCUCCUCGUGUUGACACAAAACACGCUCAUGUGUCCGCUGAGUGUCAGACGCCUGCUGGGACUCCGCCUCGUGCUCUGCGAGUUCUCCUGAGCCCGGGCGCACAUGAACGCACGGUGAUACUGGACCAUGAACUGAUAACCAAUCAGCAGCUUCUGCAGUGAACAGAGACCUCAUAUACAUUUGGAUAUAAUGUAAAAAAAAAAGACUUUAUUCCUCAACUCUGCAAUGUAAGCAGAUGAAUCACUUAAUAUCAAGAAGUGUAUGAUUACAUGCACGUAAAUAUUCCAGUUUAUACUCCACAUGUUAUUAUCUUAAAUUAUAUGAGGCCUAAUUGGGUGCACUAGAUUUGCAUAUUUCAUUAUUUGGCUGAUAUACAGUGAUGGAGAGCGAGGAUCAGGCUGGUUUAUAGACUGAAGCGUUGUAAUGGCUGACCUGAGGUACUGUUGGUUUUCCUGCUGCUGUCGGAGUUCCAUUGUUUUUCCUCCGUGUUUGUUGCCAGCAACUUACCUGAAGUUGUGAUACUGUGAAAGUAGUGAUUUAUUACAUUAACAUUAUUUGUGUUUUUUUAAUGAGAAAACACUCCGUUUUUUCUUGUAGUGGUUCUAAGCUGUGUCUGCUUGUGUUACGUACAGGAUGUUCUUGUAAAUCAGGACCCUAAAUCCACACUCCUACGUUUUAGUUUGAAAACCCAACACUGUUUUCUCCCUCAUUCAUUCAGCUGCAGAGUCGACAAUCUGCUUUCUGUUCACACCUGCACACACACGUCCAGUGCACAUACAUUGACAAGGAUUAUUUCUGAUUUGUAGCCAAAAGGUUGUUUUAGUUUAAAACCAAAACAAAUUAGCAUGGUAGUAGCCUCAGAUUGUUGUGGGUUCAGUGGGACAGGGGAUCAUGUUCUCCAUUGUCCCAUUCCUUCGUGGUCCUCAGAUUUCACUAUAGACACAUGGAUUCAAUGUGUGCUGUCGUUCACGCUGGUUCUAAAUCAAAACAAGUGAUUCAAAUGAUCAGCAAAACACACACACAUACAUUGUGUGUUUUUGUUCUGAUUCUGUUUUGUUCACUUUUAAUUGUAUGUUUCUUCCUUAGAAUUCAUUAACAUGUGAUGUGGCACAUUAGAAACAUGUAGUUGUAGUGAAAUCUGUAUAUAUUUUCAUGACAUCAUCCAGAUGUUGCAGGGGAAACACAGGAUUUCUUUUAGAGAUGUUCCUAUACCAUUUUCUUCUUCUUGACGCAGAUUCCGAUAUCUGGACUUUGUGUAUCGGCCGAUACUAACACGAUUCAUAUUUACAGCGUGAAAAAUUGCCAAAUUGCUGAUAUUUAUGCGAGCUCUGGCAAACGCUACACUACUGGAAAUCAAAACGGUUCUUGUUUGGUAGCGAAGGAGAAGGGAUGUGGGGGAAGAGAAACCUGCAGGUUUAUCUGUGUGAGAUAAUAUUGUUGGUAUGGUUGGUAUCAGUGAUGCGGCCAUUUGGGCAGUAUGAGUCUUUUCCUUGAACGUUUACAACAUCUUUAUCUUAGUGUCACACUGUACUGAUUACAUCACUCAGCCCAUGUCACUGGCAAGGCGCAGGGGUGCGCACGGUGUGAUAAUAUGAAGUCAUGUCACUGGUUAGAGUGCCGCUGUUUAUUUAACGUGCACGCCACUGCCACCAUGUGGGUGUCUUUUCAAAGAGAAUGGACAAUCAGUAACAUCACCAGUGGCCUGCUGUUUCCAACACUAUGGCUUAUUAUUGUAAUUCAGAGAAAUGCUUAAUGACAACUAAUUUAACUCCACCUCCAUCAUCUAAUUUGCUGGAACCUGUAAUGUACGCUGUUUGGUAUGCACGUCAAAGUUUAACAACUCCCUCAGGCCUCUUCUCCAGCCUGAGCUCCGACUGCAUCCAAGAAUCCAAAAGUGCCACAUCCCUCCUCCAUUGAGAUUCCUUUUUUUAAAGCUUUGAAACCUCCUCUUUUGGCUUUUAGUUCAGGCGGAAAGAAUUUCAGAGCAUUUGAAUGCAGCUCUGGUCUGAGCGGGACGACGGCUGCAAGGUUACUGAAGGACAAACUGAGACUUUGUUCCCCCGAAAUGUGACUGAAGACAAAAUGUCAAAUGAAUUCCUUUAACAUCUAAAGGAACAGGAACUGGAAAGCUUUUAGAGAUAAUAAUUAUGCUUUUAUUUAGUAUAGAAAAGAGCGUCUUGGGCAUUACGUACAGAAUCAGUCAGUCAGACUCUGUUGACAGGAGGGCAGACGAGCCGCUGAAUGACGCAGAGUCUGCAAAGAGACACUGGAACACAAGGUCAGCUCCAGAGCAGAUAGUGCCUGAGAUACAUAGUAAUGAAUAAUAGGCAGUAAUUGGGCUUGAAUCACUUUGAAAGGAUGGGAUAAGAAAAGAUGAGGUGCCUUCUUAUUGCAGUCGUCUUCUUUCGGUUCUGAAAUCGUGUUUAAGUGAUUUUUCACCAAAACUCUUCACACUACAUAUUUUGUCAUUAUCAGGCAAACAGGGGACUGUGGGUUUAUAGUAGUGAACCCUACGUGGCAUUGGUAAUAAUUAAAUCAGGGCUUAACUGUUAUCCAAAUUAUCGCAGUGGAGAAACUACAAUAGAGCAAGGCCCCAAAAUCCUACAUCAAGAUUCACAUGUUAUUAAUCCUGAGAAAUGAAUUAAAUAAUAAAUGAAUGCAUGUUGGAAAAUGUGAAAAGUUAAAAGACAUUUUGUCCGGGUCAGAACCGAAAGUGGAUGCUGCAGAAGACUCCAGCCUCCACAUGUUCAAAACCCCACUGCUAAGGAAAGUGAUGAGAAGGAUACGGUACUUUUUGUGUAAUCCUGCUAAACAAACGGGGAAAAGUGGGGGUGAUAAUUGUCCAUGAGUGAGGUUGUCAGGGAUUAAAACGUUUAUAUCACUUAACAUGGCACCUCAUCAGUUAUUAUCCCCCCAGGUCACAAGUACAGAAAGCUCACUACUCUGUGUGACCCUGCUGUGUACAGUAAUGACAUCCUUACUAACAACACUUUGACACUGAAACCCUGAUUCUAUGUUUGUAAGUAAGAGAUUGAAUGUGUCCAUCAUGUAUGAUAAGACGAUGAAUACAUGUGGUCUACAUACAGGUUUUAUUUUUGUUGUUUGACAAUGAAGUAUUUUAUAAUUGUGUUCAUAGUGCAUGUAGAGCUUUCAGAGCCACGUUGUUGGAUUGACUGGACAUGUGAUGUGUGAACUGGGAUCACGAGACGGGAAAAUGCUGCUCAAUCUGAACUGUCAUUCCAGUGGUGCAGGAAAGUCCGAUCAAUACUUAUGAGAGGUUGAAAGUUUCUGAGGUAUUGAUCCGAGUGUCCUGGAACACAGAACAUGGAGCGAUUCUCCCUCAAAGCCAGGCAUUACUACAGUUUAUAUCUUACACAUAGUUACUUUCAGAAGAGCUCUGUUUGCAAUCCAACUCCAAUAUAUAGAAAUAUUUUAUAUUUUGAAUUGCUGUAAUAUUAGCGCAGACCUCCUCUACUGAAAUCUCAUUGUGCAUGUGUAGUGAUCUGUCUUCUUUAAUCUUAGAAUCAUGGGAGGUACAUUGAUGUACGUGGGCAUCAGUUAAAAGAUCAUGUGCUGACGCCACUUUACGUUGAAAGAUGAAGAUGUUUUUUCAUGUAAAUAAAACGAUAUACUGCAGCUUUGAAAAA
This is a messenger RNA of Hippoglossus stenolepis (Pacific halibut), 7347 nucleotides long. Its product is annotated as ATP-binding cassette sub-family D member 2. Bases 444 to 2654 code for a protein of 736 amino acids. NCBI's taxonomy places the organism in Eukaryota, Metazoa, Chordata, Actinopteri, Pleuronectiformes, Pleuronectidae. Gene Ontology annotation, biological process: fatty acid beta-oxidation; long-chain fatty acid import into peroxisome; peroxisome organization. The transcript is spliced from 10 exons. Gene Ontology annotation, cellular component: peroxisomal membrane. The record is from RefSeq and is a predicted model, not a curated record. Gene Ontology annotation, molecular function: long-chain fatty acid transmembrane transporter activity; ATP binding; ABC-type transporter activity.